AUGGAGAACCGUUUAAUAUGGUCCCUUUGUCAAGAAUCCCCAUCUCCGACAGUCAAGAUCGGAUCAGAUUGUCAAUUUUUGAUUCAAAAGAACUGUCAAAAAUUGUUUGUAAACAAUCCCCUUGCCAUCAAGUCUUCUCCUAAAUCCCUGGUCAAAGAGGGUGAUCCUGGAAAGAAGUUUAGUGUUUGUGUCCAGUCAUUAAUAGUAAAGAUGAGUAAGAGUAAUAUUAAGUCUGAGAAGCUGGAGAAGAAAAAGGAUUCCCAGAAGCGUUCCCAGCGCAUUGUCCGUAGUCAGCAGUAUGUGUAUGUGACGUAUAUGGAGGAGCAUCCUGAUUUUGUGGAGAACGAAUCGAGGGAGCACUGGAAGGUUCUGGCUAAGCGAUUGAAUGAGGUUAAUGGCCCGAAGAAGUCUCCGGAAGAUUGGAAAAGUACAUUCAUGAGAUGGAAGCACCAGGUCGCCUACAGAGCUCGUCAGGCUGCUACAGGAAAUAGUCCACUGUAUAGAUCUCUUACGCAAAUUGACGUAAGGGCUUUGAUUGCUAUGGGCAAGGAAAUUCCCAUGAAUUGUCAUAUUAUUGGUGAGACAGAACCUUCGGAAGUUCUCAAGAUGCACUUAAAGAGGCAGGCGGCCAUCAAGUGUGAAUCCUCAAAAGCGGAAGAAAUCGAGAUAGUCCAACAAGUCGAUGAGGAAGAAAUGGAGGAGGAGGAGGAGCACGUUGACAAAGAGGAAGAAGGAGAAACUGUCAAUAUUUACACACUGGAGGAAGAGGAAUAUGAGGUAGAAGUGCCCAAGACUAUUCAUGAGCCUCUGGUGAAAACCUAUCAAGGCAGGAAGAGAAAAGCUCCUGUUGCUGAAUCAACCAGGAUCCUUCCUCAUGCGGCUCCAUCGAAUAUUCCAAUCUGCAGUCGAGCCACCUCUCCAGAUUCCCCACAGUUGGUCACCCAGGUCACACAACAGAAACCUCUCGAUGACAGGGAUUUCCAGUUGAAAAAACGCAAAGUCUUGGCCCUAGAGCGUAGAGCAAUGGCUCAGGAGAGAAUUGCCGAUGCUUUUGAGAGAAUUGUCAAUGUACUUGAGAGUCGCUUUGAGAGAGAUCUUACAAAUUUGAUUUAAAUAUUUGACAGCAUUUGGAAAAAUAUAAAUGAUUCUACCUGGAAA
Molecule: messenger RNA, 1158 nt
Organism: Phlebotomus papatasi
Lineage: Eukaryota; Metazoa; Arthropoda; Insecta; Diptera; Psychodidae
Exons: 4
Coding region: 1-1113 (370 amino acids)
Source: RefSeq, a predicted model, not a curated record